GGUAAGCGCGGGAUUCGCCGGUCGCCCCGAGACACGCGCUGUGUGGUUGCUAAGGGAGCGGGAGGCCGGCCGUCUGCCUGCCCUCAGGAAGGAGCUGAGCAUCAACAGCCCGUUCGGGAUUGUUUGUUUAUUCAUUUAGUGAUGAUGUGAGGGGAGGCAGGAGUGGGGAUAGUUAGGGUCCCGGAGUGAUCCCGAUCUGAACGGUAGGCCCGAGGCCCGCGGGGACGGUGAGGGGAGUGCAGUGAGGAGCAGGAGGAUGGCCGUGAGGCGGCGGCGCCGCCGGACAUGAGCCGCCUUCAGUCUCGGGAGUACAGGCCUAUCGGAGAGGACAAGGAGCGGAGAGAGAGGGGACUGUCAGGCCGAGCCCGCAGCUGGCGCCCGGUCAGCGCUUCCCUUAACCCGCCGGCCCAGCCCAGCCCAGCCUAGCCUCCCCGGUUCAGCGAAAAUGAUUAUUUCAUACUGGUUGUUCUGUUGUGCAGCUUCUCUUGAGUUUGCCUGUGUUGUGAAUGAAAUGGCAGUUCAUGGCUGCAUCCAAGACUGAGGAGUGUUCUAUAGACCCCAGUGGCAAAAACAAAGCUUCACUCAACCCUAGUCCAAAAUCUUUUUUUUAUGGUCAACCACAGGAGAGUAGACCAGCUUAUUCUGUUUCCCAGCAUCCACUAUGGGAAUGGGAUGGCUAUAAUGUGAUUGUACCCGUAAGGAAACAGAAUACUUGUUCAGGAACGUCUCAGAAUGUUGCAAGUCACCCUUAUCCUUCUCUACCAGGAGGUAAUGGCAAAUCAGUAACAUUGAGUUCGCACACAGGUUUUCGUUCAAAUGUUUUGAUCAGUCCUUUUGAAAACUCACCUCUUCAUGAUCGAAUUGGCCAUGGAUGCAGAUCUUAUCAGAGACUUGAGUCCCUGGGUUCACGGUUUAAUGGACUAGGAAGUAGAACUACAUCAAGUUCAGCAAACAUUAACAACUUUAUCCCCUCAAUCCCCUCGAGAGCAAUCUCUUGUGAAAAUUUAAUGAAACCCAAUGGUGCCAUUACCCCAAUUUCACAGCAUUAUGGUUCUCAUAGUGCUGGUUAUGAACCUCUGCUCUUGGGCAGAAAUGGCCCCAAUCAUGCAGGUAAACCUACCUCACUAUUUUGCAAACCUUUACUGAACACAAAUGCGUUCAUGAGACCCACCAGUGCCAAAGUGCCUACACUUCAGAAAUGUGAAAAGAAUGCCAAGACUUUUAAUGGAAGUAAUGAAUUUGGAGACUCAGAAAAUGCAGCAAAGCACAAUGGUAGCAAUGCUAGGGCUAUCUCUGGAAGUGCUGUUCAUGUUAACACAGACCUUAAGUUUGAUCGACCUUUACAUCAGAGUGAACAUUCCCAUGGUAACUUGAAGAGUGCUAUCAAGCUAACCAAAAGUAAUGCUGGGGAUCCAGAGCUUAAGUUUACAGAAGCUAUAAGAAGGUUGUCAGAAGACCGCACCCCGAAGAAUCAUGUGAUUGAACGGUGUGUAACAUUUUCAAAAGAAACUGAAGGCUUAGCUUCUCAAGGCGUUCAUUUUCAGAAUGGCCCCUUCAGCAGUGCUGCAGGAUUAUUGAAAAAAACUGUGCCAAAUCUCAUUCAGGAGAGAAAUAAUUUCCAAACAGUCUUAAAAGCUGAGCGAAGUUGUACCAAUGUUAACUUGGAGCCUGCAGCUAAAGAGAACUGUGCAAGUAAAGAUAAUCUAAUUGCUCGUACCAACAAAACAGCUGUUGGUAUUUUAUCCACCAAUGUGCACAUCCAGAAUAGUAGCCCAGUCAGUUUUGCAGCAUCCCCGGACUUUCAUCAUGAGGCUGACCAAAGCAAGAAGUUGAUCUCUGUUUCUUCCUCUAAGACAAACGCUGGCUCAGUCACGCUACAGAUUGCUGCCAUGCAACUCAAGUGUGCAAAAAAGGUUGAAAAAACUGUGGAAAAGCCGAAGAAUGAUGCAGGUCCUCAAGACUCUGAGCAGGAGACUGAGGAGGAGGAGGAGGAGGAGGAGGAGGAAGAGGUUGCAGAUGGACUGGGUGAUACCAGCAGCCAGGAAUGUGAUGAAGAGUUGGAGUGUUCUACCAUCUCUGAUUCUUGUUCAACUGAAUCAGCACAUGGUUUAUCUAAGGUGGCCUUUAGUGAACUACCGGAAUCUACUGAUGCCAGGAAUGUUUUUGAUUCUUGCUACCCACAAGUAACUGAAUGUAAAAUUCAAGUUGCUAAACCAGCAUUGGUAAAAAGCUUAUUUCAUGAUAUGCCUCUGACGAUUUACUUUGGAACUUCGAAUGAGAAAAUUGAACUUUUGCCGUGGGAUCAACGAAGACAGAUGAAAUGGAAAAUGUCCACCGUGACGCCAAUAGUGGUGAAAAAUGCUAUUGCCAGAUCACAUUUUAAAAUUACUAAAAGAUGUUAUGAUUGGCUGGGCUGCUGGGGACAUCACAUGAAAUCACCACUAUUCAGAACCCUUCGGGAAUAUCAGAAGCUGAAUCAUUUUCCAGGAUCAUUUCAAAUUGGGCGUAAGGAUCGCUUGUGGCGUAACUUAUUGAGAAUGCAGAUGCGAUUUGGGAAAAGAGAAUUCAACUUUUUUCCACAGUCCUACAUUCUCCCUCAUGACAUCAAACUGCUGAAGAAUGCCUGGGGGGCUAGCUCUGGAAAGCAGAAAUGGAUUAUUAAACCACCUGCAUCUGCCAGGGGAAUUGGCAUUCAAGUAAUUCACAGGUGGAAUCAAAUCCCCAAAAAACGACCUCUGCUAGUUCAGAAAUACUUGCACAAACCCUACCUCAUUGGCGAGAGCAAGUUUGAUUUGAGAAUUUACGUGUACGUGACCUCUUAUGAUCCUCUUCGGAUCUAUGUGUUUACAGACGGCUUGGUCCGUUUUGCAAGCUGCAAGUAUUCGUCUUCCAUGAAGAGCCUUGGUAACAAGUUUAUGCACCUUACAAACUACAGUGUGAAUAAACUAAAUGCAGAGUACAAGCCCAACAGCGAUGGAAAGCUCUGUCAAGGUCACAAAUGGAGCCUUAAGGCAUUGUGGGCAUACCUGAGUCAGAAGGGAGUGAGGACUGACCUAUUGUGGGAGCAAAUAAAGGAUGUGAUCAUCAAAACCAUUAUUGCCUCUGAGUCUUACGUGAACAGCCAAAUACAUUUGUAUGUACGGAGUCGUUACACUUGCCAUGAGCUCUUUGGAUUUGACAUCAUGCUUGAUGAGAACCUGAAGCCAUGGGUUCUAGAAGUGAACAUCUCCCCAAGCUUACAUUCAAAUUCUACACUGGAUGUUAUGAUUAAGGGGCGGAUGAUUAGCGAUCUCCUGAAUCUGGCUGGAUUCAUUAUUCCUAGUAAGGAUGAGGUAACUCCAACCAUAAAAAGCAAUUCUUCUAGGCCAAAGAGUAAUGAGCUUACCGCUGACGAGAAACUCAAGCGAGUUUACUACCUGAGCCAGAAAUCGCCACCUAUGCAUUUCUAUUCCUCUCUACUGGACAUUCUUACCCCAGAUGAUAUUCGGAUGUUAAUGGAAUCGGAGGAUGAGUACAAUCGCCGAGGACAGUUUGAGCGGGUAUUCCCCUGUCGACAUUCGUCCCGCUAUCUCCAGUUCUUUGAACAGCCCCGUUACUUCAACAUCUUGCUUGAUUUAUGGGAACAAAAAUAUGGUCAGAAUAGAGAAGCAGGAAUUGAUGUGCUGAAAGAACUGAGUUACAGAGGGGUUCAUCUGGGACUAUCUGUUCAUCCCGCGCAUAUUUGGCGUCCACCUAAGUUUCAUUUCCCUGCAAAGUUGGACCUCAAGGUCAACGGAGAGUCUAAGAUCAAUCCUUCUCAAAGUCGAGAAACUAUGCCAAAAAAGAAAGUAGCUGCGAAUCAAGAACCUAAUCCUACUCCUCCACAACCAGUGGAAGGCCAGCAGUCAUCCUGACAGCCAACAGACUAGCUGCUACCACAGCUGGCUAGUGGAGUACUUCUCACCAUUCAGCCAACACUUCCAGAAGUGAAGCUUACAGCUAUUUGCCGACAGCUUGAUCUCUCAGAUUCAGAAGUCUACCUCCGCUGAGGGAGAGGAUAUGGGGGAGCAGGGUAUUGACCACUUGCUGAAAGGAGGCCUUACUGUGGCCUGUGUUUGCUAGGCGCAGACUCACCUUAGUCUACGUUCCCAUUGCACAUCAACUAUUCACCACAUUGUAAAACGUGCGCCCUGCAUCUAAAGAGUCAAAGCCUUACUGAACUGCCAAAGUAAAAUGCAGAAAUUUGACUGGCUGAUGACCUGUGGCAUUUGACCACUGUUCAAGAAGCUUAAUUGAACAAUCCUCUGGCUGCACAAGAGUCUUUUACAGUGUGGUGAAUAGCUAAACUGUUGGUAUGAGAAAUUCUCAUGCCAAAUAAUAUUACUGAAAAGUGUCCGUGCCCUACAAAAUCACUUUAAAACAGUGGAGUGACCUACCAGAGCAAUUAUGUCACAAAAUGGAUAUGGUCUAGUUGCUAAUUUUAAUUAGUUUUAUUCUUGAUUAAUUGAGACCUGGUCCAAUGUCGUCUGAAGUUAUUUAAUCCAUUCUUAACUCAUUGCACUGGAUUAUGUGAAUGCUGACUGUGCUGUCCUCAUCACUGGCACAGUCAGUACUUUGUUAGGUUAAAAAUUAUUGUUCUUUUAUAAUCAAAUCUUUAAGACGAAAAAUAGUCUUGGAGCUUAAAUUUGUCUUUAAUAUAAUCUUAACAAGUUAUAAACUACACAAUUUUGUAUGAGUUCAAUCCUGAAAAGAAAAUACGUAAACCAUUUAUUAAAUCCCUGCAAUAUUUCAUCUUGACUGCCUUGAUAUGUGUGAAUCUGUUUUAUCAGACUGAGUGUCAGCAGAUGUAAUGGGUAACCCAAGUUCUUGUCUGGUUGAGGGCCAGUACUUAAUUUUUAUUUUGCCUGAUGCCAGAUGUUGAAUAUCCAAGACUUCUUGCAGCUAUGGAGCAGUUAAUGCAGGGAAGCCUUUAGAUCAAAGUAUUUGUGGAGAGCUCCUGAUCCAGAUCUGUGCACUGUUGUGAAAUGUGCUUACUGCUGGUCCACAGUGCAGCUGCAGUGUGGAAAAGGAUGUGCUGCAUUAAACACUUGUGUAACUGAUGUAAGGUUUCUCAUGUUUCCACUCUAGAUUCUGUGGAAUCUGAUUAUAGACAUCAAGCCUAAGUGUUUGUUUUUUGUGGAGAUUAGUUUAUUUCUGUCUCUCUCCACUCCUUCCUGCCAAGUUUCUAAACACCUUCCGGAUAGUUUUCAGACCUCUAUCAGGAAGUCCAAUGACCUGUUGUUCUUCUCCUCCCUACCCCUUGAUGCUGUCUUUUUGGCAAGCCCAUACUGUGUUGCCCACACUGCUGAGUCACCUUGAUUUUCUCAUUGGAGAUGAGAGGGGUGGAAUUAACAUUGAAGCUAUACUGGCCAACUUGGAUAGUGCCAACCCACCAUAAUGUAUUUUUAGCCUAUUGUUUCUUCAUUUCACUGAAGCAACAUAGUGUGGUACAAGGUUGAAGCUGGGAUUUCUGAUGUUGAUUUGACACUUGCUAGUAAUUUAACUUUAUGUGGAGAAUUGGAACGGACAGAAUGGCAGUCGAUAAACAGGUCUUCCCCCUACUCCUAAGGUGCCAAGUAAGCAAAUCAGAAGAUUGCAUCAAAGGAAAAAGCCUUCAGCUUUUUGUUAAACUUUGGGAUUUUGAAAUAAAUGCAAGUAUAGCAAAUGCCUGGAGUGAAAGUAGAAAAGGUAGUGGGGAAGACAAACCAGUUGGACAAUUGCGAUCUGUGCAGUGAGUCUGAUCUUAUGGGAUUGAGUUCUAUUUUUUGCUUUUGUGUACAGAUUUUAUUGACUUCAUAAAUAGUUGAGGGCUUCAUGCUCAUUUUAGGUUUCACAUUUCCCAGUUAUGUCAUUCCGCUCUGUCAAAUUUUAAAGAAAGUGGCAUCUUCUCUUUAACAGAUUCAUUGAGUGGGGGCAAGAUGUUUGGGUUUCUGUAAAAUGUUCUGCUUGUUCUGUGUCCUCCUUUAACCCUUUCCUGGCUGCAUCAAAAAUAAAGUCAUCGACAGUAGUUGCUGAAGCUCCCGAGGUGAGAACUUGUGUGCUGGAGUCUCCAGUUUCACUAAUACUGUAAUUAGUGACUGCUUCCAGUAAAUGUAGUAAUUCCCAUAAGACUGCUCUCUUUUCAUUUGAUUUCAUUAAUAAAGAAUACAUAUUUUAAAAAAUCAAUCAGAAGAUCAAACUUUAUGCUCCUCAAGCUACUUUCCACUCUAGACUUUUGCUGUGCAAUGCAAGUAAAAAAAAAAAUUAGAUUAUUCAAAUAUGUAUUCACCAGUUUUGACAUGUUUACAAGUUUGCUGUGAAUUAGGAAUGAAAGAAAUAACAUUAGUGACAUCUGUGAAAUGAUAAUUGAAAGGUGACAGCUGCUUUGUGGGAUUUCUGUUGCGCUUUAGUUUAAUGAUAAACCUAUUGUUGCAAAAACAAUUAAUGUUUUUCCUCUUCCCCAUUUAAGGUUUUGGACAAGAUUUCGUUGUGGGAAUAAUUCAAAUAAACUUUGUUUUUAAGAAACAUUUGAGUAUAUGUUGAAUAAAGUUAAAGCAACAGUGAAAAUGUUGCAAUUGCUUAAAAUCUAGCAAUCUGAAUAAUGUAACUGAAUCCAAAUCCACAUUUUAUAUUUGUGACUGCUUUAACUGUAUGCAGCCUACUUGUCCAGCAUCCUAUCUGCUCCAAAAAAAAUUAUAGGAUUAUGCGAGAAAUCCUACAGUGGGCUGCAUAUCAACAGAUUUAACCCUAUUUAUGUAAGGAAUUGUUUACAAGACUGGCAAGGCUCAUAAAUUCCAGAAAGUGUUCAGUCUUUGUUUUAUCCACCGUGAAUUCGCUUUCUACACUACUCCAAGGUUCUGCUGCAGCACUGAUUCAGCCCAGGCAGAAAUCUUUUGCCACAGCGGGCUGUGUUCUGGGAAAAGCAAUGAGCAUAAAUGCCUUUCUCAAAAUGUGAUACAUGUUUACUGAGAAGCAAGUUUGUAAUCAUUCAGAAUCUGUUAUGUCAUGAACAGACUUUUUAAGAAGUGAAUUACUAAUAGAGAACUUUUGUGUAUUCUGGCACUUGUCUGCUGUCAUUAUGUUUACUAUUUCUUGAAGUAUCUGAGUGUUUGAUCAAGAUUGGUUUCUAACAGUACAGAAGCUGUUGAGAGACUGCAGUUUUGAGUUGAGCAAUAAUUUAAGAAUCCUAAUAAAUAUAUCUUGCAGUUAA
This is a messenger RNA of Chiloscyllium plagiosum (whitespotted bambooshark), 7207 nucleotides long. RefSeq names its product tubulin tyrosine ligase-like family, member 4 (gene ttll4). Gene Ontology annotation, molecular function: tubulin binding; tubulin-glutamic acid ligase activity. Gene Ontology annotation, biological process: microtubule cytoskeleton organization; protein polyglutamylation. Gene Ontology annotation, cellular component: ciliary basal body. The record is from RefSeq and is a predicted model, not a curated record. Lineage: Eukaryota; Metazoa; Chordata; Chondrichthyes; Orectolobiformes; Hemiscylliidae.